GGUUGUUAGAGCAUUCGGUAUUUCGUUAAAUUUUGAGAAGUGUUAUUGAUUUCAUUAUACUAAUCAGAGAUGAGAUUUCUGAGCUUUUUCAAGAUAUCGCGAUAUCAGCUCAUCCCUGCUGCCGUUGCCGUCUUAGGUACGGCUACUAAAAUGACGAGUCUUGAGGCUGUUAAAACAGCCUGGAGAACCGCCGAAGCGGUAACUUUCGAUGUCGAUUCUACGGUUAUCCAGGAGGAAGGAAUCGACGAGUUGGCCAAGUUCUGCGGCAAAGGAGAUCAGGUUGCUGACCUGACAAAACAAGCGAUGCAAGGAAACAUGACGUUUCAACAAUCGCUCACGGUCAGAUUAAAUAUCAUUAAGCCGAGUCUCGAACAAGUCAAGGAAUUUAUUAAAAAUCAUCCACCAAAAUUAACACCUGGAAUAAGGGAAUUAGUGAACGAGUUGCACAAAAAAAACAAAAAAGUAUUUCUCGUUUCCGGUGGUUUUCGUUGCCUGAUCGGACCGGUCGCGGCACAAUUGAACAUACCAGCCGAGAACGUGUGUGCCAAUCGGCUAAAAUUUUUUUUCAAUGGCGAAUUUGCCGGCUUUGAUGAGACUGAGCCAACCUCGAGGAGUGGGGGAAAACCCGAAGCUUUGAGGAUAUUGAAAGAGAAAUAUAAUUUAGGUACGAUCGUCCAUAUUGGGGAUGGGGCUACGGACAUGGAAGCUUGUCCGCCUGCAAACGCCUUUAUCGGUUACGGAGGCAAUGUCGUUCGAGAGAGUGUGAAAUCGGGUUCUUUGUGGUUUGUUACGGAUUUUAACGAGCUGCGAGAGGCUUUAUGAUUAUUAAAAAAAAAAAAAAAUUAUAUGUACAGAGAAGCCGGUUGAAUUAUUUAAUAAUGAAUUAA
Molecule: messenger RNA, 887 nt
Organism: Venturia canescens
Lineage: Eukaryota; Metazoa; Arthropoda; Insecta; Hymenoptera; Ichneumonidae
Gene: aay
Product: phosphoserine phosphatase
Exons: 6
Coding region: 70-822 (250 amino acids)
Biological process (GO): L-serine biosynthetic process; dephosphorylation
Cellular component (GO): cytoplasm
Molecular function (GO): L-phosphoserine phosphatase activity; magnesium ion binding
Source: RefSeq, a predicted model, not a curated record